Molecule: messenger RNA, 5995 nt
Organism: Oryzias latipes (Japanese medaka)
Lineage: Eukaryota; Metazoa; Chordata; Actinopteri; Beloniformes; Adrianichthyidae
Gene: abcc12
Product: ATP-binding cassette, sub-family C (CFTR/MRP), member 12
Biological process (GO): transmembrane transport
Cellular component (GO): membrane
Molecular function (GO): ATP hydrolysis activity; ABC-type transporter activity; ATP binding
Source: RefSeq, a predicted model, not a curated record
UUUUAAAAAAUUGUAGAAGUUAAGCUGCAAAAAGUGGUGGAAGAUACUAAUGAAGAAAGAGGAACAGGAAAAGAAUUGCUUGAAGGUUUUUUUAUUUAGCAUUUAACCCACAAUCUGAGAUGUAUCACAGUUUGGAAGUAACCGGCAGGACGCUGGUCGGGGGGAAAAACAUUCUAAUAAACCAAGAAAACAUGAAUUUCAGAUAUUUCAGGCGAUCUGCAGCCAGGUGAGCCGUCCUCUCAGAAAACUCUCCACUCUGGUCAGUGUGUUCAGAUUCAGCUUGGUGAUGAAGAUGCUGCAAAACGGAAAGCCUCUUCGCCCAUUUCCCUCCUGAAUCCACAAAAGGUUCUGUUUUAUGAAAAAAGGCAAAGGCUCCAGACCUGAACCGACUAGUUUGAUUCUUCACGAUCCCAUCAGUCGUGGUUUUCUGGCUGGGUUUUUCCCCUGUGUGGGACGUCUUUCAGUGGAAGAGCGCCUGCCUGCCUGCCUGCCUGCCUGCACCAUCCGGUUGUUGUUUCGGCCACACUGAGUCAGCGCUCACCUCUGCGCAUGCAGGACGACCUUUGAUCUCCAUAAAAAGCCAGGCAGAGUCCGGAGCGGUUCCAGAGGAGUCGGCGGUGAGUCUGAGGAGCGCCGUGGCUGUCCUCCACACUGAGGCCAAAAUGAAGACAGAAUACGCCUUAGAGAAGAGCAGCGGUCGACGAGCUUCAUUUACAGACGACGGUUUCCGGUGGAGAACUGGAUCUGAGAUCUCCCACCCAGAACAGACCCAGCAUGCCGACAAUGGGAGACCUCGCCACUCUUUGUUUGGGAAAUACCACCAAAGCCUGCAGACUCUGAAGCCGUUCCGCUGGUACUCCUCACGAUCAAACCCGGUGGACAACGCCGGCUUCCUGUCCUUUGUGACCUUUGCCUGGAUGACCCCCAUGAUGUGGGCCAUGUUCAGGAACAAGCUGGACUUCUCCUCGCUUGGUUUGUCUCAGUUUGACGUCGCGGACACCAGCGGAGAAAGACUGUGGAGGCUGUGGGAGCAGGAGGUGGAGAAGAAGGGCCUGCAGAAAGCCUCCCUGGUUUCGACGGCCCUUCGUUUUCAAAGAACCAGGCUGAUCCUGUCGGUCUUCGUGGGGAUCCUGGCCAUGGCUGCAGCUUUUGUCGGCCCUGCUGUUCUGGUCAAUGAAAUCUUGAAGUACAUCGAGAAUCCGAGCAGCUCCUCUGUGGCGUACGGCGUUGGUUUGGCCGUCGCCCUGUUCACCUCAGAGUUCUUCAAAGCUUUCUUCAUUUCUCUGCUGUGGGCGGUCAACCUGCGGACUGCAGUCCGGCUCAAAGGGGCGUUCUCCACCAUGGCCUUUCAGAAAGCCAUCUCUCUGCGGGUUCACAGCGGCGUUUCCAUGGGGGAGAUGAUAAACGUCUUAACCAAUGACGGCCACAGGCUGUUUGAGGCGGUGCUGUUUGGCAGCUUCACUCUGUCCUCGCCGGUGCUCUUCGUCGCGUGCAUCAUCUACGCCUGCUACAUCCUCGGCUUCACCGCCCUGACCGGAGUCUGCAUCUACCUCAUCUUUGUGCCCGUCCAGUUCAUGUUGGCCAAACUUAUUAAUAAAUUUCGCUGGAAAGCCAUCCUCAUCACAGACAACCGCGUUCGCACAAUGAACGAGAUUCUCAACAGCAUCAAGCUCAUCAAGAUGUACGCCUGGGAGGAGUCCUUCGAGGAGAAGAUCGCAGACUUGAGGAAAACUGAAAAGAAGCAGAUUUGGCUUUUCAGCUGCGUUCAGAACACAAACACCAGCCUCACCAGCAUCGUCCCCACGCUCGCCACCGUCGCCACCUUCCUGGUGCACACGCUGAUCGGCCUGGAGCUCAAAGCCUCUGACGCCUUCACCACCAUCGCCAUCUUUAACUCCAUGAGGUUCUGCCUGGCUCUGAUGCCCUUGUCGGUGAAGGCCCUGGCUGAGGCGGCCGUGUCCAUCUCACGCCUGAGGAAAAUCCUCCUGAUCCAGAACCCGGAGCCUUAUCUGAUGCAGAAGAGGAACAGCGACUCGGCUGUUGUGAUGAAGAACGCCACGCUGUCCUGGACCAAACCGGACAGCCAGGCUGAGGGGGCGGAGCAGACAAGCAAAGAGGAAAGGAUGGACGCCUCACCAACCCUGAGGAACAUCUCCUUCACGCUGCCGAAGGGAAACCUGCUCGGCGUCUGCGGGAACGUCGGGAGCGGAAAGACUUCCCUGAUCUCCAGCAUUCUGGAGCAGAUGCAUCUCCUUCAGGGAUCCAUCUCAGUCGACGGGAAGUUCGCCUACGUUUCCCAGCAGGCCUGGAUUUUCCACGGAACAGUUCAAGAAAAUAUCCUGAUGGGGGAGGCUAUGGACCAGACCAAGUACGACCGGGUUCUGGAUGUGUGCAGCCUCAGAGCGGACCUGCAAAUUCUGCCACAUGGUGAUCAGACCGAGAUUGGGGAGCGGGGGCUGAACCUGUCGGGGGGGCAGAAGCAGAGGAUCAGCCUGGCCAGAGCCGUCUACUCCAAUAAAGACAUCUACCUCCUGGAUGAUCCGCUGUCUGCCGUCGAUGCUCAUGUGGGGAAGCACAUCUUUGAGGAAUGCAUCAAAAAAGAGCUCCGAGGAAAAUCCGUCAUACUUGUGACACAUCAGCUCCAGUAUCUGGAAUUCUGCGACAACAUCAUGCUGCUGGAGGAUGGAGAGGUCCAGGAGGCGGGGAACCACCAGAACCUGAUGAAAGCCAACGGACGCUACACUCAGAUGAUCAGCAACUACCAAACGGAGAAGUCCAAAGUAAAGACUCAGAAGGAAGAGGAGUCGUCAGAUGAUGCUGAGACGUUGAAGGAGGCUGAGCCGUGUGCAGACAGCGGGAUCGUGAAUCCAGGUUUCGACAUGUCAGAUGAGACGGAUCAGGACGUAGCUGCUGAUCAGAAAUCUGCCGUGAAGGAUGGUGACCACCUGGUCAGUCAGGAGUUGUCCACAGAAGGAUCCGUCUCCUGGAGGGUCUACCAUCAGUACUGCCAGGCAGCCGGAGGUUACUUCAUGACCUUCCUGACCAUCCUCAUCAUCGUGUUGAUGAUCGGCUCCACGGCCUUCAGUAACUGGUGGCUGAGCUACUGGCUGGGACAGGGCGACGGGUCUGCCUUUAACUCCACCUCAGACCAGAACAACGUCUCCUCCUCCUCAGACCAGGGCAACAUCUCCAAAAACCCCAAACUGCACUUCUAUCAGACGAUUUACGGAGCAAUGGUUGCUGUCAUGGUGAUACUUGCUGCCUUUAAAUGCUUCAUUUACACUCACGUCACUUUAAGAGCUGCAUGCAAACUUCAUAACUCCAUGUUCAAGAAGAUUAUUGGGAGUCCAAUGAGUUUUUUCGACACGACACCAACUGGUCGCAUUUUGAACCGUUUUGCCAAAGACCAGGAAGAGGUGGAUACCGUCCUUCCCAUGCACAUGGAUCCAUUUUUGCAGUUUUGUCUGCUUGUCACAUUCACCAUCAUCAUCAUCUCAGCUGUCUUCCCGCUGAUGCUGGUGGCCGUGGUCAUUAUAGGGGUUUUGUUCACCAUCAUCCUCUUCAUCUUCCAAAAAAGCAUUCGCCAAAUGAAGAAGAUGGAGAACAUCAGUCGAUCUCCCUGCAUCUCCCUCACCACCUCCACCCUGCAGGGCCUCAGCACCAUCCACGCCUACAACACCAAAGACAGUCACGUCAAAAUGUUCAAAGUCCUGAAUGACAUCAACUCAAAUCACUACCUGCUGUUUUACGCUGGCACACGCUGGCUGUCCUUCUGGCUGGACUUCAUGGCUUGCACCAUGACCUUAUUGGUGUCUCUGUUCGUGGUCCUUACUGACAACGAAGUCAUUAAUCCCACCUCAAAAGGCCUCGCAAUCUCCUACACCAUACAGUUAACAGGUUUGCUUCAGUAUGUUGUGAGACAGUCAACAGAGGUGGAAGCCCGGUUCAACUCAGUGGAGCGGCUCCUCGAAUACAUCACGGACUGCAAGUCUGAGGCUCCCAGGCACGUACGGGACGCUCAGAUCCCAGAGGAUUGGCCCAAAAGUGGUUCUGUCACCUUCCAAGACUACAAGAUGAAGUACAGAGAAAACACUCCCAUUGUUCUCAAUGGGCUCAAUUUCAACAUCCAACCUGGGGAGAAACUUGGCAUUGUGGGGCGAACAGGCUCAGGAAAGUCCUCUUUAGGCGUCGCUCUGUUCAGAAUGGUGGAGCCAGCAGCAGGAACCAUAGUGAUCGAUGGCGUGGACAUCUCAGGUAUCGGCCUGAAGGACCUGCGCAGCAAACUGUCCAUCAUCCCGCAGGACCCUGUGCUGUUUAUUGGCACAGUCAGAUACAACCUGGACCCCUUCGAUAACUACUCUGACGAGGAGAUCUGGAAGGCUCUGGAGAAGACCUACAUGAAGGACUCGAUCUCCAUGCUGGAGGAUAAACUGCAGGCCAAAGUGUUGGAGAACGGAGAGAACUUCUCUGUAGGCGAGAGGCAGCUGAUCUGCAUGGCCAGAGCACUUCUGCGCAACUCCAAGAUCAUCCUUCUGGAUGAGGCAACAGCCUCAAUCGACGCAGAAACAGAUACUCUGAUCCAAAACACCAUCAAGGAGGCCUUCCACCACUGCACCAUGCUCACCAUCGCGCACCGCAUCAACACGGUCAUGCACUCGGAUCGGAUCCUGGUCAUGGACAGAGGCGAGGCAGCAGAACUGGACCGUCCAGAGGUGCUGAGGCAAAGACCCAACUCCCUGUUCUCCUCACUCCUGGCUGCAGCUAACACUGUUAACACAUGAUGCAUCACGCCCGACCCAAGAAGCCCUAAACCUCCAACCCUUUGCGGCUUCAUCAGGGACCAAAGUUACUGUAAUCUGGACUGAUAAUCUUGUUUCUGAUGUAAACAGAUACAAGGGAUCAGAUUUUAUUCCCUCUUUGUGCACAAAGAUUGGUUCAAAUCGACAAUCUGUGGUCAAAAACAGGCAAGCAAUCUUGUUUUUAUUAGGUUUUCACCUCCUGCAGGAUCUUCAUUGCAUAUUUAAAUAUUUAUUUUGCAUGGCUUCCUGGACGGCAGGUGCAAAACGUUUGAAGAAACCGCUGGAUUACCUUACACAAAAAAAAAUCUGUGGACAAAACACAUGCAGUACUGCAUUUUCUGAUAGAAAUAAAUGUUGAAUUCAUUACAUUUUAAAAAACAUGUCAACUUUGGGGUUUAUUGGAAAACUCUUGCUGAUUUGGGGCACAUUUCUUCCUGAAACCUUUUUUGCUAAACAGAUUGUAGGGAAUCGGAGAGGAACAUUUGCAGAAGUUGUGUCUCUUGUUAGAAAUGUUUUUUUAUGCGUUUAACCCAGUCAGGUUGUUUGGAGGCUAAGCUUUUUCGAAAUUGCAUUAAACUUGUGUUAUUGUCUUACCGUUAGAGGCCCCGUCCUCUGCCACCUACUUCAGCUCUCCGCCCUUUCUGUUCUCUCCUGUCACACCUCAUUUAAAUCCCCGUGGAUAAACCACAACCAGAUAUUCAUUGUCUGUUAAGGAUAAAGACAGAGCGAUCACUCGCUUUAAGAAAAAAUCCUGUUAGGAGCUGAACUCAUGGAUUUUCUGCCUCUCUUUGUUGCUGAGAAGCUCAGCUGCAGAGGAAGCACCAACAACAAAUGGCUUUAGGAUAAAGAUGAAGGCCAAUUUUGGAAACUGUAAACAGUUUCAUGUUUUUUGUUGGUUAAAAUAUCUGAAGCUAAGCUGCACAUGACAUAAAAAUCUUAUGAGAGGAGCAAACAUGCAGUGGUUUGACCUGGAGCAGCUUAAAAAGUGUUGAAGGCGGGAAAAAAUCUUCUUUUUUGGAUGUUUGUAUCCAAAAAGCUGGAGUCCAAAAACAAAUGGAAAAACUUUCUUACAAAUUCAAACAUAUUCUGUUGAUUAUUUUUUUUGUAAUACAUUAAACUCUUAAAGUGAGAAACUUUCUUUGUAAAUAAAAUCACCUGAUUAAGACGUCUGGUCUGAAUAAACUGUCCAAAACUUC